Anopheles darlingi is the source of this 3081-nucleotide messenger RNA. Its product is annotated as protein arginine N-methyltransferase 9-like. The record is from RefSeq and is a predicted model, not a curated record. The transcript has 2 exons. Gene Ontology annotation, molecular function: protein-arginine omega-N monomethyltransferase activity; protein binding. NCBI's taxonomy places the organism in Eukaryota, Metazoa, Arthropoda, Insecta, Diptera, Culicidae. Gene Ontology annotation, biological process: peptidyl-arginine methylation. The coding region runs from base 204 to 2447 and encodes 747 amino acids.
AUCAUCACGAGACAUACAGAAAAUCGGGACAGGCCAUAGUAGUCGUUCUCUAAGAUAGCAGGAAGCUGGAUUCAAGAGCCGUACUGGGGUCAAUCCUCUUUGAAAUAGAAUAAGUAGGAAAGUCCUGCUGCCAAUUUCCUCGAGUAUUGACCAAUCGUAUCUAGUUUUUUUUUAUCCGCCCGAAGCUCGCGAGCGGGCACAAAAUGAACAGUGAUGAGGAAAUCGGAGAAUUGAAAGAUGUGUAUGAUUUCAUAGCGCAAACCAAAUUCAAGAAGGCGUUCGUUUGUGCUACGAAAGUUCUAGACCAGCAGCCACCCUUGCCAUCGGGUGCCACGGACGAGGAUCCUCUUCGAGAGCUGUUUCUUUUCAUCAUCAACAAGUACGCGGACCAACUCGAGCAGGAGGGCAAGAUUGAACAGGUGUUCGAAACCAUAGAGCAAGGGUUGCAAUACUUCCCGGGGCAUCCGGAACUUCUGAACGAAACGGGAGUACGACUACAAAGAUAUGGUCGAUCGUUAGAAGCUUCAAUCUGUUUUGAGCGCGUGCUACUGCAGGAUGUCCGCUAUCUCAAGGCGUAUCAAAAUCUACAAAACACAAAAUGUGAGCUUGUUGAAAGGUGGCAUUUUCGGAUGUUAAACGAUGUGGUACGCAAUGCCGCUUUUCGGGCGGCAAUUGAGAAUCAGAUUGCAGCGGGAUAUGACGAAGUGCUGGACAUCGGCACUGGAACCGGCUUACUAUCAAUGUAUGCACUGCACUGUGCUGGAAUUAAGAAAGCGGCCGCAUGUGAUGGAUCAGAAAUAAUGGUGCAAAUCGCAAGAGACGUAUUUGGUGCGAAUGGGCUAAGCGACCGUAUUUGUUUGUUUCAGAGCUACUCACAAGACUUAAAAAUCGGUGAACGGUUUUCUCUUAUCGUUACUGAAACGCUCGAUUCUGGUGCUUUCGGAGAGGGCAUCCUUGAGACGUUAAUACACGCCAAAAAGCACCUUCUUUUGCCCAAAGGAAAAAUUAUCCCAUCUAUGGUAACACUACAUAUUUCAGGGUACCAAUCGCGAGCAUUAACGGCGAGCAAUAUUUUAAUCAACGAAGAAUUUAGUGAGGAAUUCUCUUUGCCUAGUAAUUGCCUUUUGUCCAAGGAAGGCACCAAGUGCUACGAUGCGGAAGACAUUAGUCGUAUACAGGCAAAUGAUGACUUUGAAUUCGUGACUGACACGGUGUCAGCAGUGGUUGUCGACUUUAACGAUCUCGACUGUCUGGUUCGUUUUAAUAACGGAUUGGAAGUAGGCGAAGUGGUUCUAACCUGUCGCAAUAAUGGAUCGCUUCUUGACGGGUUCGUUGUAUGGUUUGAUCUGCAACUGGACGAUCAGAAUUCUAUUAGUACCGAUCCCAAGACCAAUACGUGCUGGAAUCAAGCUAUAUUUCGCUUAAAUCAACGGCUCCCGGUGGCAAAGGAUCAAAAGCUGAAAUUAACGAUAUCCUGUAAGGAUGGUGCGCUCGCCGUAGCACACAAUCUCAACUCGAUCGAUAAUCAGAUAAGUGUCGAUGAGCAUGUGAUUGAGUUUCUGAACGACAACGAAUACUAUACUAGCCUAACACAGUCCGUCAAGGGGCUUUCCGACAUGGAGAAGAUUCUCGAUUUGUCACUCUUCCCGUACGCAGGUUUAAAGCUACUGAAGGAGGGGAAAGCACGAAAGCUGUUAUGUUUGGAUCAGUCUGAAGAUUUAGUAGAAUUUAUUGCCAAUCAAAACGACAUUCCUAUGGGCAGCAUAAUUCUAGUUAAUUCUGUACAGGAGAUAUUGGUCUUGAACGACUACACACUCGAUCUUAUUAUACUGCAGCCGGUAGACGUGUUCGGUCAGAUCAAUAGCGAACAUUUUUGUCUCUAUCAAUCACUGCUACCGAAACUGAAACCAAUUGGCACUGUCAUACCUUUAACUCUGGAGCUCCAUGGAUGCCUUAUUGAAUCCGACUGGAUUGUUAAAUGCUGUCGAGUGGACAACCAAGAGCUCGAGGAGUUCCAGAUCAACAAAUAUUUGGCGUCACUAGAAACGGAAAAUCAUCUUGAUCUUGGGCCGUUUACUUUUCGCCAACUAUCUGAAUCCAUCAAGCUGGCUGAGGUGCAGUUCGACGGUAAGCUGCACGAACAUGAGGUAGAAUUGAGUCUUUAUGAACCCACUGAAGCGACUCGGGUACAUGCCAUAUUGUAUUACUACUAUCUUGGUUUUACAACAGACCUUCCAAAGUUAAGCACUAACCGAUCACAUUCUUUUGCUAAGCGAUCAGCUUUCAUUAUUUCGAAAUGCACAUUCCAAGCAGCCAAAAAAGUAGACGCCAACAGUGAUCAAACAAGUUUUGCACCGCCACUAGCCCGGUUGUGCUUGACGACCCUCCAAAACCAUGGUGUUAUAAGGUGUGAUGUCGCAACCACAGAUGCCUGGGGGAAAGCCUGAAAUAUCCUUAACACUAGCCACAACUAAAGUGCAAUAUGGGCAGUGAUCGAUCUGUUACCCCAUAAUUCCAUUACCCCAUAAAUAUGAGGUGCUUAUUCCGGUGAGGCGCCUCAGGUGUCAAAUUCAUCUCCCGUCUGCCUCAUAUGAUAUAGAAGCAAACUUGAGUAUUGCCUAAAUGUUAGGAAUGUGUAUCAACGUAGACAAAUUUCGACUGUCACCAGAUCAAAUAGUAUAUUCUAUUGCAACGGAAUUACUUACGUAUCCAGCAUUUAUAACCGCUGCGAGUAUCACAUACACUUUAACGAAAUUACAAGGAAUGGAUUAAGGGUAAGAGUAGGGCACAAUAAUAGAAGCUGUUAGAACAAACAAAUUCGUCAUCAAAGGUUCCAACUUGCUGUGUACUGAUAGUAUUUGUAGUACCUAUGCAACACCAAUUUAUAUUCUUUUUUACAUGUAUAAGAACUGGCAAGCCGUAUGUUGGCCAAUCAAUAUUCGUUGAGGUACAUUUUUUGUUUUUAUUAAUGGAUCACAUAUCAGCAUUUGAGCGAUCGAAUCAGAAUGAAGCAAAUUUUUAAUUUCAUUCCUUUCCUUCCAUUUGCUAUGGUACGCGUACAAUAAAAUAGAUUACAUUCCA